CUUUAUCUUACAUCAAUUUUACACAGCUGCCGACAGCUGGAAAUUAUUCACUCCCUCACAAGACAUCAUCAAUCUGACUACCAACUGUCAGCCAGCAGGCGGCUUUUUCUAGAUCACCUGGCCCGCCAUGAAAGGCAUUAUUCAACCAGCCCGUGGCGGCCGACCGAGCAAGGUCACCAAGCCGACCGGCGCUCCUCGCGCCAAAGUCAAUCGCCGAAUCGGCGCAGCUGACGGCCUCUCAAACCAGGACCCCGAUCUUGAGCAGCACGAUGUCACCACUGAUGAUGAUUUUGAGAAUGACCAUGGCGCUACUUUCGAUUCCGAAGCUGCUGCUGUUGCUGCUGCCGCCGCCGCCGCUCAGCAGCAUCAUCAUCAUCAACACAAUCACCAGCAGGUGGAGCUCACUGCAGCAAGCAUUCUAGCUAGCAGUGUGCAAGGCAGUGCUGAUCAGCACCCUGAUCUUAGCGGUCAUCUCAUGGAGGGUGGCAAUGGCGGAGUCCAGACUACGGAGGAGCUUGCUCAUCGGUCGGGAUAUAUCAAUAUCACCAUUGAGAGCGCUUUGGCAAAGAGACUAGCCCGCGAGCCUGGCAUGCGUGUUGCCCAUCAGCGACGUGCCAGCCAGAAACUUAACUUGGUUCGGCGCAGUAAUGUCGAAGCUCUAUUUGCACAUAUCGCCGGUGCAGAGGCACCUCAGCCUUGCAAGAACUGCCACAAAGGCCAUGGCCCCUGGACCAGUUGUGUUGUUAUCGACGGUCAAAUGUGUGGUAGCUGUGCCAACUGCUGGUUUAAUGCUUCCGGUGCUCGAUGCUCCUUCCACGAGACUCGCAACCCCCAGUCUCACGGAGCUCAAAUCCCGAACAAUGAUGGCUUUGCCUACUCUAUGGCUCCCGCCCCCGCUCCUGCCAUUCCGCAAUUCAACUUUGCUUCUAUCUCCGCAUCGACUGAUCCGGUUGUGCGCUUUACGGUAGAACAAGCAAUGGCUCAAGUCCGCGGGGCAGAUCGUACUAACAGGCUUAUGAUGAUGAUUGAUGCAACGUCUAAGCAGUUGGCCUACCAGAUCUGCUUGUAUGAGGAGGCUAUCCGUGAGCAGCAAAACCAGGUUGGUCAACCGGGCCCAUCUGGUACCCAGGCCGCUCCUCAAGGGGUUCCCCAGUCCGUCUCGAAUGAGCAAGAGGCACCGUAGAGCGGCCACCGCCUCGACGACGUGAGGCAAUCCGAGGGUAGCGGCAACCAAGAGGGCGAGCCUCAAGAGAGCGAAGCCCUUCAGUACGACCGUCGGCUUAGAUUGCUGCCGCUCGAACGAAUCUCACCUGAGUAAGGAGAAUGUUCAAGACGGGUUCUAAGUGGAGGAGCGACCUCUUUGUUUCAAAUUCUUGGUCAAACUCUAAGUUGUCUAUAGGAAGAAUUUGGAACAUUCUCUUUUUUUCUUUUUUUUUCUUCCCCAAGCUUGUUGGUUCUAAUUAUGCAUGAGUCGAUGCGUAAUAUAUGGGCACGCACGGAGUUUAGGUCGACGAUGUUUUUUUUCUUCGCUACAAAAAGAAAAAGAAAAUAUAUCCAGAAAAGGAGGAAGGAUCACUCUGCUUAGGCGCGGCCUAGCAUAAUGCGGAUCGUUUUCGAAGAGGUGAUAAAAUAAUUAUAUUUACAAGAACUGAAUUGU
This is a messenger RNA of Daldinia caldariorum, 1657 nucleotides long. RefSeq lists its product as uncharacterized. The transcript has 2 exons. Lineage: Eukaryota; Fungi; Ascomycota; Sordariomycetes; Xylariales; Hypoxylaceae. The coding region runs from base 128 to 1183 and encodes 351 amino acids. The record is from RefSeq and is a predicted model, not a curated record.